Hylaeus volcanicus is the source of this 2902-nucleotide messenger RNA. Its product is annotated as LMBR1 domain-containing protein 2 homolog. The coding region runs from base 151 to 2220 and encodes 689 amino acids. The transcript has 10 exons. Gene Ontology annotation, cellular component: membrane. The record is from RefSeq and is a predicted model, not a curated record. NCBI's taxonomy places the organism in Eukaryota, Metazoa, Arthropoda, Insecta, Hymenoptera, Colletidae.
AAGUUAGAAAAUAUGCAAAGAGAUGCAGAGUUAAAGAUUCGAGAAGCUUCGGAGGAAGAGAACAAAGAGAACAACAUGGAGUAGAAUGUAAAAGUUGACAAAGAGACAUGUAACAAUUGUAAAGUUACCAUACAAAAGAAUUUCACUAAAAUGAUUCUUGGAGCAUUUUUCAUCUUGAUUGUGGUAGCAUUUUGUCUUGCUGCAACUUUAUUGUACAAAUAUGGGAAUAUAUUUCGACAUCACAUCUUUGUUACAAUCUCUGUGCUUAUAGCGUGGUACUUCUCGCUACUUAUAAUAUUUAUAUUACCAUUGGAUGUUUCAUCGACUGUGUUCAGACAAUGUGUCGAACAAAAUGUUCACAAUACCACUACAACAAAUCAUGACAGUACAACGACAAUACCAUUUCAUACUUGCAAAGAGCCAUGGCCUAAUGUUCCGGAAAAUGUAUUUCCAAAUUUAUGGAGAAUCGUAUAUUGGACAUCGCAAUGUUUAACAUGGUUAAUAUUGCCCCUCAUGCAGUCUUAUAUAAAGGCAGGGGAUUUCACUGUUCAAGGAAAAUUGAAAUCUGCUUUGAUCGAUAACGCGAUAUAUUAUGGAAGUUAUUUGUUCAUAUGCGGUGUUCUUUUAAUAUAUAUAGCAUUGAAACCUGGUUUGGAUCUCGACGGUCAAAAGCUGAAAGCCAUAGCAUCGUCCGCGUCCAAUACAUGGGGUCUGUUUUUGUUAGUUUUACUUCUUGGAUACGCACUUGUAGAAGUUCCUCGUGGAUUAUGGAAUGCUAGCAAACCUGGAUAUACCUUGAAUUAUAGCUACUUCAAAGCUGCUAAAUUAAGUUUAGAUAAAUGUGAAGCAGAAGAAACAGUAGAUGAUAUACUCGAGUCUUUGCAAGCUGCAACAGUAUCUAUCGGACCUGGUCAUCCUUUUCAUUGUAAUUUAGAAACGAUUUUUCAAAAAAUCCCUGCAGAAUUAAAAGAUAGAAUGAACAGGAGACAGUUACCGGAUGAUACGCCGACCGACACACCAUCCGAAAAAUCUUUAAUUCGUUUGCAUAGACAGACUAUAAAAUCACUGCAAACAUUGCAACGCAUAGAAACGCAGUGGGGGAUUUUGGUUGAUAAAAUAAUCGAUUUAGAGGACAUAGCAAAGAAUCAAGUGAGCCAUGAUAGAAGAUUCAAACCAACUUUUCCUAUUCAUCGCUCAUUUCCACUUCGCGUCGUUUAUAAUCCAGUUGUUGAGUGGUAUUGGAAAUGUGUCAUGAAGAGUUAUGUUCAACAGAUAGCAGCUAUUAUUGCCGGCUGCCUUUCGGUAGCUGUUGUAUGGUCAGAAGUAACAUUUUUUAACAAAAGUCCAGUGCUGUCGUUAUUUGCUCAGUUCUUGAAUCUAGCUAGGGACAGCUAUGAUUAUUUUACAAUCGAGUUAUUGUCCAUGCUGAUAAUUGCAUAUCUCUGUUACUGUGCUUAUUCAACCGUGUUAAAAAUUCGUGUCUUGAAUUUAUAUUAUCUGGCGCCGCACCAUCAAACUAAUGAAUAUAGUUUAAUAUUCAGCGGUAUGAUGUUAUGUCGUCUCACGCCUCCAAUGUGUUUGAACUUCUUGGGUCUCAUUCAUAUGGAUUCUCACAUUAUAAAAACACACAUACUGGAAACUCAUUAUACUCAGGUAAUGGGACAUAUGGAUGUCAUUUCCAUCAUAUCUGAUGGAUUUAAUGUGUACUUUCCAAUGGCUAUUUUGGCAUUUUGCCUAGCAACAUACUUCAGCAUAGGAAGCAGAUUACUUUCCAUGUUGGGUUUCCAACAGUUUCUCGACGACGAUGAAUUUACUACAGAUCUUGUGGAAGAAGGGCGAGAAUUAAUAAAACGAGAGAGGCGUAAACGCCAAAGGGCAGAAGAUUCAAUUUGCAGAAGACGCGAACUACAAGAAAGAUUUAGCAGUACUACAAGUUCAUCGCGUUAUAGAACAUCUCGACAAAGUACCGAUACAGUGCGUCCCUUAAAACGGGACGAAUCAGUAGAAUCCGCAAGGGCUGGUCUGCUACGUGAUUUCGACCCUACGGAUUAUUAUAUCGGCACGACAUCGGGUGUUGAUAGUUAUGGUGCAAACAAUAGUUACGAUAGAAACUACCAGGCGGUUGAUUUUUAUGAAGAUCGUAUGGACAAUGCAAGAGCAUUUAAUACAAAUACAAAUCGUGUAGGACCUCCACCGAGAGGAUUGUUCGACGAUAUUUAAAUCGAAUCCAAUGCCGUUUACUUUUUAGUCGAUAACGUGAAUUACUAAACAGGUAAAUUUAUAGUUAACAAUACUCACAUAUAAACUGUCUACUCUUGGUACAUAAUAGAAUUUUCUAAUGCAGAGGUUGUGAAUAUAAUUAAAUUAAACGUUAGAAUCGUAAAAAUCAUGUAACGUAGUAGUAUCAUUAAUAGAGAAUCAUUUAAAUUAUGGGUUGAAAAAUGGAAUUAAAAGAUGAUUCAAUUCUACGUACCUUUCUUGCUUAUUAUUAAAUUUUAAAACAAAAUAAAAAAUAUCAUGUGUUCGUAUCCAUGAUAUGGUUAGUAAAGGUUUUAGGAGUUUUGACUAAUUUUAUUCGUAUUUAUAUAUUUGUAUCUUCGAAAAAUUUUCACCAUUGAUGAAGUAAUAAUACAACAUUAAAAGAAACUUAAAUUAAGUAAAUUCUAAAUGAUUCUUAUCUUUAUUUCUUUUUUUUUUUAAUUUUGAGAAGCAAUAUGUUUCGUAUUUAAUAAAUAACUUUAUAUAUAAAAUUUAUAUAUAAAUUUCUAUGCGCGUAGAUUCAAAUAACUGCACAUUGCUUAAGAUGUACCAGAAUAAAAAUAGAAGAAAGUUGAUUUUAAAUAUUAUACGUGCUCUUGUAGUGAACAUCAUAAUAAAAUGAAAGCAGUGUAUUGAUUAAUUA